This is a messenger RNA of Conger conger (European conger), 2725 nucleotides long. RefSeq names its product praja ring finger ubiquitin ligase 2 (gene pja2). Lineage: Eukaryota; Metazoa; Chordata; Actinopteri; Anguilliformes; Congridae. The record is from RefSeq and is a predicted model, not a curated record. The coding region runs from base 141 to 2189 and encodes 682 amino acids. The transcript is spliced from 9 exons.
CUUGUACCAAGCUACCUAGCAAUAGCUACCUAAAGCUAGCCUAGCAGGCUAAGUGGUCGCUAUGAUUUCCAAGGUAUUUAUUUUAUCCAUUGUCAGUGCUUAAUGACGGUUCUUAUUUCAACUUGCUACUAAAUCACGUAAUGGGUCAGGAAUCAGGCAAGUCUGCCUGGCCCAAACCAGCUGGAGGCUAUCAGACGAUCACGGGGAGGAGAUACGGCAGGAGACAUGCAUAUGUUAGCUUUCGGCCGUCGUUGGCCAGACACAGAAAAGCAUCCAAAGAGAACCACGAGGACUGGCAGGAAAUGGAGAUGAACAAUGUGGAUGGCGAGAAUGCUAUAUCUUCAAAAGGAAACCUUUCUUCAAUGCUCCAAGCCAUCUUCCCCGUGACCAACAAUUCGGUUCACCCAGAAGUGAACGGGCCAGGGCUGAGCCCGGACGCCCCCAGGAAGCAGCCGGCCGCGGACCCCUCCGUCUUCAGCUACAGGAAGCUGAAGGGCGAGCAGGCCAUGGCCUGCGACUCGGAGCCUUCGUCUGGCUCCAGUAAGAGCUCGGAGGCCUGCGCGUGGCCCGCCUUCGAGGACGAGGACAGUAACCCGUCCAACGGCAGCCUGCUGAGCUUUGUAAAUAUUGACUCUUACGAGCCGGACAGCAGCGACGCGGAGGAUGACGGGCUGAGUGCCGACCCCUCGCUGGGCCUGCAGAAAAGGCUGGACGAUAUGAUCUGCGAACUGGGAAAGGAGUUUGACUACCUCAGCGGUUUGCAGUCUUACUUGUAUACAAAGUCGUGCGAGGAGCCAAAGGCCCCCCAGAAGGACGGCGGCGAGCUGAGGCCGGACGCCUCGGCCUUUCACAGGAGCACCUCCGAGGGCGAGGAGGCCGCCGGCGCGGCGCACCACCCCGGCGACGGGCCGGGCAAGCCCGACCAAUCGGUGGCCAGCGUUUCUCCUGACGGACUGAAAAGCCCCGACUGCAGGAGGGACGAGGCGGAGGCAGAGAUGGUGGUGCGGCCCAAAAUCAGGAAGCAGACGAGCGAAGGCCAUCUAGAGAAGAGGAAGUGCUCCCAGCCAGAAGCCCGCCACCCGCUCGCCCGACAGCAGGGCGGCAGCAAGUGCGGUUCGGCCCCGCCUUUCUUUUUGACGCAAACGGAAAGGCCCAGAAACGAGUUCCUCUUCGAUUUCCCGCUGACAGACUUUAAGGCUAGUGAGUCCAAACCCCUGAAGGUCCAGAGGGAAGACCUGGACUCCUACUGCAGAAGGAAACCAGAUACUGAAGACAAGUUUUGGGAAAACCUAGAGGACUUUGAUGAGAAAUGCGUCUCACUCAUGAAAGGAGACAACAGCUCGGAGUGCAGCGAGGGCGAGUGGUCGGCCUCAUGGACCUCGGACUCGGGCUUGGAGAAGGAGCCCGGCUCCAGCGAGGGGAGCUGGGAGACGCUGCCCGGCCUGGAGGAGCCAGAGCUCCACAGCAACAGCAGCAGCCUGGAGGACGUCCCCGAGCUCAACUUUGUCCCUGAGGACCAGACCCCGCUGGAAGAAGGCGAGAUCCCCUGGCUUUCAUACCAGGAGGAGACGGACAGCAGCAGUGACGAGGAUCCCGAAGGAGCUGGCAGCCGCUUUGUCCACCCGGGUCUCUUUAUGCUCGACGGAAACAACAACUUUGAGGAUGACUCCAGUGUGAGCGAGGACUUUGAGGCUGACUGGAGGCUGCUGGACGACUUUGGAGACGGCUUGGGCAUGGCACAGGCCAUAUCCUACGUGGAUCCACAGCUGCUGGCUUACAUGGCACUUGAAGAACGACUAGCCCAGGCAAUGGAGGCUGCACUGGCCCACCUGGAGUCUCUGGCCAUUGACGUGGAACAGGCCCACCCUCCAGCCACUGAGGACGUCAUUGACAGCUUGCCACAGAUCACUGUGCUGGAGGACCACUAUGUGUGUUUGCGCGCCUCAGGUCAGGACCAGUGCUGUGCCAUCUGCUGCUGUGAGUAUGUGAAAGAUGAGAUCACCACCGAGCUGCCCUGCCAUCACAUCUUCCACAAGAUCUGCGUUACGCUUUGGCUGCGGAAGUCUGGGACGUGCCCAGUGUGCCGCCAUGUUCUGUCUCCCGCCCUCCCCGACGCCCCCGUGCCCACCUCCUUCGUCUCGGAUCACGACACCCCCCCGUCUAACCACAGCGCAGCGGGAACGCGAUGAAGUUGCCCAGCGGGAGGAACCACCGCUGUUCCAGCGGAAGCGUGCAUUCACUGCAGUGUAGCUCAUUACGAAUGGUGCAGAAUGAGUUGCGAAUUACUGAUUUAGUUCUUCACGUGUAAUAUUUGGAGGUAAAUGUCCAGAGUGACAGUUGGAACUUAUUUUCUGAGAAAAUAUUGUCAUAUGCUGUCUUACAACAAGUCUUUGUUAUGUUUCUGUUUUAAUGAAGGACAUUAACACUGGGAAUGACCAUUUAGAGAUCUCACCAAACUUAUAUAAAUAUGUUGCCCAAAUGUGGGGGAAAAGUACAAAUGGAAUAUUGUUUUUGGCAUGCAUCAUACAUGAAUUUAGCUGAAUUGUAGGCCAGUAUACUUUUUGGAACACAUUGGAAUCUUGUCUCCGAUAACUGAUCACAUUGUUAUUUUUUUAGCUUGCAAAACUGUCUGAACGGAUGUGUGCUGUGCUUAUAAGCCUACUUAUAAUACUUCCCUAGUAAAUUUGGUUCCUGUGUUCAAUAAAGGCUCUAGCUUCUCCCCUUA